This is a messenger RNA of Microplitis mediator, 1005 nucleotides long. RefSeq lists its product as uncharacterized. The record is from RefSeq and is a predicted model, not a curated record. NCBI's taxonomy places the organism in Eukaryota, Metazoa, Arthropoda, Insecta, Hymenoptera, Braconidae. The coding region runs from base 1 to 1005 and encodes 334 amino acids. The transcript is spliced from 3 exons.
AUGAACUCUGUUGUCUGGUGGAUAAGCUUCUGCAAAUAUGGAUUGUUCGCUGAUGACAUGUAUAUUUAUCGGCACUGCCUUACUUAUCAGCUUCUUGAAGCAGUUCAACAAGUCAGUGCUGAUGCACAAGUUAUUGCAGACUGGACACGAGAACAUGGACUUAUGCUCAACUUGUCGAAGACAACAGCUAUGAUCUUAGGCUCAAAUGGCAAGCUAAAGCAACUGUGUACCAUGGAGUUACCGCCCAUAAUAGUUGACAAUGUUGUGAUUCCCUAUAAUAAUAAUAAUAAUAAUAAUAAUAAUAAUAAUAAUAAUAAUAAUAAUAAUAAUAAUAAUAAUAAUAAUAAUAAUAAUAAUAAUAAUAAUAAUAAUAAUAAUAAUAAUAAUAAUAAUAAUAAUAAUAAUAAUAAUAAUAAUAAUAAUAAUAAUAAUAAUAAUAAUAAUAAUAAUAAUAAUAAUAAUAAUAAUAAUAAUAAUAAUAAUAAUAAUAAUAAUAAUAAUAAUAAUAAUAAUAAUAAUAAUAAUAAUAAUAAUAAUAAUAAUAAUAAUAAUAAUAAUAAUAAUAAUAAUAAUAAUAAUAAUAAUAAUAAUAAUAAUAAUAAUAAUAAUAAUAAUAAUAAUAAUAAUAAUAAUAAUAAUAAUAAUAAUAAUAAUAAUAAUAAUAAUAAUAAUAAUAAUAAUAAUAAUAAUAAUAAUAAUAAUAAUAAUAAUAAUAAUAAUAAUAAUAAUAAUAAUAAUAAUAAUAAUAAUAAUAAUAAUAAUAAUAAUAAUAAUAAUAAUAAUAAUAAUAAUAAUAAUAAUAAUAAUAAUAAUAAUAAUAAUAAUAAUAAUAAUAAUAAUAAUAAUAAUAAUAAUAAUAAUAAUAAUAAUAAUAAUAAUAAUAAUAAUAAUAAUAAUAAUAAUAAUAAUAAUAAUAAUAAUAAUAAUAAUAAUAAUAAUAAUAAUAAUAAUAAUAAUAAUAAUAAUAAUAAUAAUAAUAUAAUAAUAAUAAUCGUGUUUAUUUAG